AUGGGCUCUGUGGCCACCCCCAGCUAUGCCUUGUCUCAGGCUCACAAGGAGAUGCUCGAGAAGUCACUGGUCGAGUCCGACCCGGAGAUUGCUGAGAUCAUGAAAAAAGAAAUCAAGCGUCAGCGCGAGUCCAUCAUCCUCAUUGCCUCCGAGAACGUCACCUCCCGCGCCGUCUUCGACGCCCUGGGCUCGCCCAUGUCCAACAAGUACUCCGAGGGAUACCCCGGCGCACGAUACUAUGGAGGAAACCAGCACAUCGACGCCGUCGAACUCACAUGUCAGGCGAGAGCGCUGGAGGCCUUCCAUCUUGACCCGGAGAAGUGGGGAGUCAAUGUGCAAUGUUUGAGCGGCAGUCCCGCCAAUCUGCAGGUCUACCAGGCUCUUAUGAGACCACAUGACAGAUUGAUGGGCUUGGAUCUGCCUCACGGAGGACAUUUGAGCCACGGCUACCAGACACCGCAGAAGAAGAUCUCCGCCGUGUCUACAUACUUCGAGACCUUCCCAUAUCGAGUCAACCUCGAGACCGGAAUCAUCGACUACGACCGCCUGGAGGAGAAUGCGCUGAUGUACCGGCCCAAGUGCCUCGUGGCCGGAACCUCUGCGUACUGCCGUUUGAUCGACUAUGCCCGUAUGCGCCAGAUCGCAGACAAGGUCGGAGCAUACCUGAUUGUCGACAUGGCCCACAUCUCCGGUCUGAUCGCCGCCGGAGUCAUUCCCUCGCCCUUCGAGUACGCCGACGUCGUCACCACCACCACCCACAAAUCCCUCCGUGGUCCGCGUGGAGCCAUGAUCUUCUUCCGCAAGGGUGUCCGCAGCACCGACCCGAAGACUGGCAAGCAGGUCUUGUACGAUCUCGAAGGCCCAAUUAACUUCUCCGUCUUCCCCGGUCACCAAGGCGGUCCUCACAACCACACCAUCACUGCAUUGGCCGUGGCAUUGAAGCAAGCAGCCACGCCCGAAUUCCGCGCAUACCAAGAGCAGGUGGUCAAGAACGCCAAAGCUCUGGAGGUGGAAUUCAAGAAGCUUGGAUACAAGCUGGUCGCCGAUGGCACCGACUCUCACAUGGUCCUUCUCGACCUGCGGCCCCAGAGUCUGGACGGCGCCCGUGUCGAGGCUGUCCUCGAACAAAUCAAUAUCGCCUGCAACAAGAACAGCAUCCCAGGUGACAAAUCGGCCUUGACCCCAUGCGGUAUCCGCAUCGGCACUCCAGCCAUGACGUCGCGCGGGUUCGGCGAAGACGACUUCAAGCGUGUCGCUUCGUAUAUUGACCAGAGCAUCAAGCUGUGCAAGAAGGUCCAGGGUGAGUUGCCCAAGGAGGCCAACAAGCUCAAAGACUUCAAGGCCGCCGUUGCCAGCGACACUGUGCCGGAGAUCCUGAAGCUCAGAGAGGAGAUUGCCGAAUGGGCCUCCAGCUUCCCCCUGCCUGUGUAA
Molecule: messenger RNA, 1431 nt
Organism: Capronia coronata CBS 617.96
Lineage: Eukaryota; Fungi; Ascomycota; Eurotiomycetes; Chaetothyriales; Herpotrichiellaceae
Product: serine hydroxymethyltransferase, cytosolic
Exons: 4
Coding region: 1-1431 (476 amino acids)
Biological process (GO): folic acid metabolic process; L-serine catabolic process; tetrahydrofolate interconversion
Cellular component (GO): cytoplasm
Molecular function (GO): glycine hydroxymethyltransferase activity; cobalt ion binding; serine binding
Source: RefSeq, a predicted model, not a curated record